Messenger RNA from Lemur catta (Ring-tailed lemur), 2755 nucleotides. RefSeq names its product MAGUK p55 scaffold protein 3 (gene MPP3). Gene Ontology annotation, molecular function: protein binding. The transcript has 17 exons. The record is from RefSeq and is a predicted model, not a curated record. Bases 112 to 1806 code for a protein of 564 amino acids. NCBI's taxonomy places the organism in Eukaryota, Metazoa, Chordata, Mammalia, Primates, Lemuridae. Gene Ontology annotation, cellular component: cell-cell junction; plasma membrane.
UCCGAAGGGAGCUGGAGCCAGCGCUCGGCUGCCUGCGGGGAGAGGGGCGGGCACGGCUGGAAGCAGUCGGAGGGAUCUGCAGGGAGAGCUCCAGACCUGGCUGGCACAGGCAUGCCGGUGCUGUCGGAGGACUCGGGUCUGCACGAAACCCUGGCGCUGCUCACCUCUCAGCUCAGACCAGACUCCAACCACAAGGAGGAGAUGGGCUUUCUGAGGGAUGUUUUCAGUGAAAAAAGCCUCAGUUACUUAAUGAAGAUUCAUGAGAAGCUUCGCUAUUACGAACGGCAGAGUCCGACUCCAGUUCUGCACAGCGCUGUGGCUCUCGCGGAGGAUGUGAUGGAGGAGCUGCAGGCUGCCUCCGUGCACAGUGACGAGAGGGAGCUGCUCCAGCUGCUGUCCACCCCCCACCUCAGGGCUGUGCUCAUGGUACAUGACACAGUUGCCCAGAAGAAUUUCGACCCUGUCCUCCCCCCUCUCCCUGAUAAUAUCGACGAAGAUUUUGAUGAGGAAUCGGUGAAGAUUGUCCGCUUGGUGAAGAACAAGGAACCCCUGGGUGCCACGAUCCGGCGGGACGAGCGUUCGGGGGCUGUUGUGGUGGCCAGGAUCAUGAGAGGGGGUGCGGCAGACCGGAGUGGCCUGGUCCACGUGGGAGACGAGCUCCGAGAAGUGAACGGGAUCGCGGUCCUGCACAAGCGGCCCGACGAGAUCAGCCAGAUCCUGGCCCAGUCCCAGGGAUCCAUCACCCUAAAAAUCAUCCCCGCCACCCAGGAGGAGGACCGCUUGAAGGAGAGCAAGGUGUUCAUGCGGGCUCUCUUCCACUACAACCCCCGGGAGGACCGGGCCAUCCCCUGCCAGGAGGCGGGCCUGCCCUUCCAGCGCAGGCAGGUCCUGGAGGUGGUGAGCCAGGAUGACCCCACGUGGUGGCAGGCCAAGCGAGUGGGGGACACCAAUCUCCGUGCCGGCCUCAUCCCAUCCAAGCGGUUCCAGGAGAGACGAUUAAGCUACCGGAGAGCCACGGGCACCCUGCCGAGCCCCCAGAGCCUCAAGAAGCCCCCCUCUGGUCUUCGGAGGAGCUUCCGGCUGGGCUGUAGGGAGAGGCUGGGUGGCUCACAGGAAGGGAAGGCGUCCUCAGUAGCGGAGCCUCCGGAGCUGCUGACAUAUGAAGAGGUGGCCAGGUACCAACACCAGCCCGGAGAGCGGCCCCGCCUGGUGGUUCUGAUCGGGUCUCUGGGAGCCCGACUGCACGAGCUGAAGCAAAAGGUGGUGGCUGAGAACCCACAGCACUUUGGGGUUGCUGUUCCACAUACCACCAGGCCCCGAAAGAGCCAUGAGAAGGACGGAGUGGAAUAUCACUUUGUCUCUAAGCAAGCAUUCGAGGCCGACUUACACCACAACAAGUUCCUGGAACACGGCGAGUACAAAGAGAAUCUCUACGGAACGAGCCUGGAUGCCAUUCAGGCUGUUAUGGCCAAAAACAAAGUUUGUUUGGUGGACGUGGAACCGGAAGCACUGAAACAACUGAGGACCUCAGAGUUCAAACCCUAUGUUAUAUUUGUGAAGCCUGCAAUCCAGGAACAAAGAAAGACGCCACCUAUGUCCCCAGCUUGUGAGGACACAGCAGCCCCACUUGACGAGGAGCAGCAAGAGAUGGCCGCAUCUGCCGCCUUCAUAGACCAGCAUUACGGGCACCUGGUGGACGCUGUGCUGGUGAAGGAAGAUCUUCAGGGCGCCUACAGCCAGCUCAAAGUGGUCUUAGAGAAGCUGAGCAAGGGCACUCACUGGGUGCCUGUUAGUUGGGUCAGGUAACUGUAUCCCAGAACAGCUUGGCUGGAUGGGACUUUGAAGACCAUGUAGUCCAGUCUCCCUCAUUUCACCAUCGAGGAGUCUCAAACGCAGAGAGGGGCAGAAUUCUCCACAGAUUCCAUCAUCAAGAAGAGUAGAAGUGGGAAGUCUUGUUCGUUGUUGGUUUUGUCUGUUGUUUUGCACUUGCCCCUCUUGGGAUCGUGAGUUGAAAGGGGCAUAUCAGAAAACAACACAUUUCAUUCAUUAAAGUGUCACAGGCAAGUUGACCCUGAUUCUUUGUACCAAAGUUAAGUAGCCACUGUCUUUUUGGGGGUGGUGGUGGUUAAUUUAUACAGCACUGAUUUGUAGAGAUGUUUAAGCUUUAUAAACAUAGUGACACUUCAUUUAUCUGAGUUUGUUGGAAGCUAAGUUGUUUUACUCAAGAGGAUUUUCCAUGCAGCUGAAGUUCUCCUGUCUUCAAAGCACUAAAAUGUUGAUUUUAACUUUUUUUUUUUGAUAGUGAGUGCUUGCCUGGUAAUAGAAAACUUGGCUCUCUGCUUUUUUAAAUAGUGAGCGUACAUGACCUUUUUCUGGAAAACUGAGGCACACUUGACCAUCAACGGGAAUUACUGUGCUAUUCUGUAAUGCAGUAGUGCCUUCAGGGUCUCUUGAGGAAUGUAAGGCCACCUUCCCCUUUCUAAAUACCCUCAGAUUCCUAAAGUUGAGCCCUUGCUUUGUUUGAUUUGUCUGUAUCACCAGUGGUCCCUCUUGUUACUGACGAUCGCCUUGGUUCUAGCCUGUCCCUACACUGAGAUUAUAGGGGCUCCUGUUGCGCUAGAUUGUGGGGAACCAGAUGCCUCUCCCUGUUAAAACUAUGUCUAAGCCAUAGUAAAGCAUUUCUGUCCAAAUAAAAGUAUAUAGACUCAGAGUGUGGGCCUGAUGGGUUGUCUCUGAGCAAAAAUGAUGAAUGUCA